Messenger RNA from Auanema sp. JU1783, 2955 nucleotides. Lineage: Eukaryota; Metazoa; Nematoda; Chromadorea; Rhabditida; Rhabditidae. The record is from the annotation of a GenBank genome assembly.
AUGCUUGCAAAGCUUCGGCGUUAUGUGCUUCAUCCUAUCGUUAUGAAAUGCCGGUUGGAAGAACUUUUAAAGUUAAUCGCCUUAGCUCUUCUUUUCUCAAUUCUGUAUGUAUUGCUCUUUGGGAGUAGUUAUGAUAUAAGAGAUGUUGUUGAUCGAACGAAGUUCACUCAAACAUCAAUAGGAUAUGCUAGACCUAGAAUGAUAAGAAAUGAUUUCGUCGCUGCUGUUUUAGUUAUGUGUGCUACACGAGCGCAUGCUAUAGAUAAUCAUUUGAAACUUUUAACCAAAUAUCGACCAUCGAACACUGCAUUCCCUAUAAUCGUUUCACAGGAUGGCGAUAUGACCUCUGUUAAGAACGUUAUAUCUACGUAUAUUACCUCUUCUAGCAAUAUCACUUAUAUGCAGCAUGAACGAAAAACUUCCCAAGGAGCGGCCAAGAACUAUCCGCUUAUCACAGCGCAUUAUAAAUGGGCUUUCCAGAAAGUUUUUAAUGAAAUGAAAUAUGAUUAUGUAAUUGUAACAGAAGAUGAUUUGGAAAUAUCUUCCGAUUUCUUUUCCUAUUUUGCAUGGGGGAAACGAGCAUUGGAAGCUGAUGAAUCCCUUUGGUGUGUGUCGGCCUGGAACGAUAAUGGAUUGCCAGGGAGUAUUGAUGGACGCACGCCUGAUCUUACAUGGCGAACAGACUUCUUUCCUGGCCUAGGAUGGCUUCUAUCGAGAAAAUUGUGGGAAGAAUUAGAGAGUGGUUGGCCUGACGCUUAUUGGGAUGAUUGGAUGAGGAAGCCCGAAGUACGAAAGGGUAGAAGUUGUAUUAGGCCGGAAAUCCCUCGAACUUCCCAUAACAUGGAGUUAGCAGGCAAAGGAUCGAGCGGCGGUUUGUAUAAGCAAAUACUGAAACAAAUCACACACUCGAACGUUGCGGUUAACUUCGACUUGAUCCCCGUUCGCAAUAUGGUGAAGGAUAGAUUCGACAAAUAUCUCAGCAAGCUAUUAGUAGAAUCUCAUACUAUCAAACUGACAGCGUCAACAGCGAGUUCUCUCAAAGAAACUGAAUUCGACGUUUCACAUUCUUACAAAAUUGUGUAUGACAAUGUCAGAACAUGGUAUAACAUAGGGAACAUUCUAGGAAUCAUGGUUGAUAUUCGGGGGGGAAUGCCUAGGACUGCUUACGAUGGCGUCGUUUCUACAAUGUACAAAGGCUGUAGACUUUAUAUAAUUCCGGAAAAUUUGGAUAUUCACAACAUUGAUAGCUUCAAGUAUAAUUCAACAUGGGAUUUACAACUUCGUUACAUCGAGUUCGAAAAAACUUAUUGUAGGCCUGGAAGAUUCCUUGGAGAUUGCGAUCCAUAUUCCGACGAUAUGAAACAAUAUUUCAAAAAACGCCGACAUUCAACAAAAUUAGAAAAUUGGCUGCCACUAGUCAGGAUGUUCAAACUUUGCGCUCUGGUGGCGAUUUCUUCAGUGUUGGUGAGUUAUGCCGUUGAACGCAAUCUUCGUACUGCAUCCAACCUUUUACCUCAUGGAGUGAACCAUCCUCCAAGAGAGCGUCAGUUCCAAAUUCAAAUCCCUGGCUUAGACGAACCAUCCAAGAUCAGAAAGUCUAAGAGAUCCGAGAGCAGAAUCAAGCGUAACGUUGGAGGAUAUGCCCAAUCGGGUGGUCAAUACGGAGGAGCUCCCCCACAAUACUUCCAACCUCAACCUCAACCCUCCUACUCUCAAGCAGCUCAACCUCAACCAUCAUACUCCCAAGCUGCUCCACAACCAUCAUAUUCUCAAGGUCCACAAGCUCCACAACAAGCUUAUCUCGCUCCACCUCAAGGAUAUCAAGCACCCCAAAGCCAACAGACUGUCGUCAGUUACUAUCGCCCACCUCAGCAACAAUCUGUUUAUCAGCAACAGAGAUUAGGUGUUCAAGUUCCUCCACCAAUUCAACAGAAGAGCGUCGCCUAUCAACAACAGCCACAGAUUCAACAACGUCCUAAUAAUGCCAUCUCAGUCCAACCUCAAGUUCACUACCAACCACAGGUUGCCCCAGCACCAGUGCAACAAAGAGUUCACCAAGGAGCUUACCAGGAAGGACCAUACGCUGGAAGAAAGGAAGUAAUCCAACAAAGAACCACCAUCUAUCAACAACGUCCUCAGACCCUUCCAAAUGCUGCUCGCCCUGUUAUUCGCCCUGCUGCCAAGCCAUAUCAAAGAUUCAUGGUUGCUCCUAACCCCAGCAAUGGAGGAUAUGAUAACGAAGGAUACCAAGAGACCGUUCCUCAAAUUCAGCAAAGACCAGAAGUUCCACAGCCAAGACCUCAACCACCUCGUCCUCAACCAAGUGUUCAACUUACAGAAGAAGGCUACGGACCAUCUGACCAAAUUCAAGUGAGCCCAGCUCCAGUUAUCCCAGUCACUGUCACCAACGCCCCAGCUCUCCCUGCUCAACCAAACUAUAUCGAGGAACCAUACGUACCAGUUCAACCUGUUAGAACCAGCCCUCCAGUUACUCGUCCUCCUGUUACUCGUGCUCCAACUACUCAACCACCCCCACCUCCACCACCAGUUCAGACUACUCCAACAUAUGAUGAGCCUGAGCCUGAAACCGAAGCUCCAGCUCCAUAUGAUGAACCAGCACCUGUAGAGGAGGAAUGCUUCUAUAACCCCAGUGGUUACAUCUGCUGUAACGAACUUCUCAAUGACUUAAUGGUUGAGACAUACCAAGAAUUAGAAAACAGACCUAAGUUCCACACUUGCAACGUUCAAGCUUUAGUUAACACCCUCCAGAAAAAACUUGAGGACGCCUUCAAAACUCCAUUCGAAACUAUUGCUGCUUAUGAUGAUUUCUCCCAGAGAAUCAAUUACAAGAAGGAUCUUGUUUGCAAAGUCGAGCUGAACGGACGUUACAUCCUUGCUUAUGCUGCUGUUGGCGCCGACGAGACCAAAAAAGUUGUCCGUUCCAUUAGCAUCUAA